AGUGGGCAGACGGCAAUUUCACCCGGACAUUCGUAGACCGUGCAGCUGCUCGUACGAGUUCGCGGAUUUCCCCUGACUCGCCGGGAACCGAAUCCACGUGGAUAGUCAACUAUCAAGUGCCCGUACCGCAAUCACGCCUCAGCCUGGGUACAGGAAAUGGAUCCCGACGCUUUCAAGGAGUUCGCCAAGGAAAUGGCGGAAUAUAUUACUAAUUACCUGGAAAAUAUCAGGGACAGGCGAGUGCUUUCGACGGUAGAACCAGGUUACAUGAAAUUCCUUUUGCCUGCCGAGGCGCCUCAAAAGCCAGAAAGUUGGAAAGACGUUAUGGCAGAUAUCGAAAAAGUGAUAAUGCCAGGAGUUACACACUGGCAAAGCCCGAAAUUUCACGCGUAUUUUCCUACAGCCCAAUCGUAUCCAGCGAUCGUUGCUGACAUGCUUAGCGGCGCUAUCGCGUGCGUCGGGUUCACUUGGAUUGCAAGUCCUGCUUGUACCGAGUUGGAGGUAAUAAUGUUGAACUGGCUGGGAAAAAUGUUAGAUCUGCCCAAAGAAUUUUUAGCCUGCAACGGUGGAAAGGGAGGUGGUGUCAUUCAGGGAACCGCGAGCGAAAGUACCUUAGUCGCACUUCUCGGCGCCAAGGCUAAAAAAAUAAGCCAGGUCAAGGAACAACAUCCUGACUGGACGGACAAUGAAAUUGUGGGUAAACUAGUCGCUUAUGGUUCCUCUCAAGCUCACAGCUCUGUAGAACGAGCUGGUCUUCUCGGAGGCGUAAAGUUCCGGUUGCUAGAAGUCGAUUCGAAAUAUAAACUUCGCGGUGAGACACUGGCAGAGGCCAUUCGCAAGGAUAAAGAACAAGGACUGAUUCCAUUCUACGCUGUCGCCAGUUUGGGAACCACUAGCUCUUGUGCGUUCGAUCGUAUCGAUGAAAUGGGUGUGAUUGCAAAUCGUGAGAAUAUUUGGCUACAUGUCGAUGCAGCUUAUGCCGGUUCAGCAUUCAUUUGCCCGGAAUUCCGAUAUUUAAUGAAAGGCAUCGAAUUGGCAGAUUCCUUCAAUUUUAAUCCGCACAAAUGGAUGUUGGUGAAUUUUGAUUGUUCAGCAAUGUGGUUAAAGGAUCCGACAUACGUUAUCAAUGCUUUCACUGUGGAUCCUCUGUAUCUAAAGCACGAUAUGCAAGGUUCUGCUCCUGACUAUAGGCACUGGCAGAUUCCAUUGGGACGAAGAUUCAGAGCGUUGAAACUCUGGUUCGUGUUGAGGAUUUAUGGCGUCGAAAAUCUUCAACAAUAUAUCAGGAACCAUGUUGUCCAGGCUCACGAAUUCGAAGCGCUGGUUCUUUCGGAUCCACGAUUCGAAAUUGUCGCCGAAGUGAUAUUAGGACUUGUCUGUUUCCGAUUAAAGGGAUCGAAUGACAUAAACGAGACCUUAUUGAAAAAGAUCAACGGCGCCGGAAACAUUCAUUUAGUGCCAUCCAAGGUAAACGACAUAUACUUCCUACGGUUCGUACUUUGCUCGCGGUACAGCGAAAGCAAAGAUAUUCAAUAUUCUUGGAAAGAGAUCAAACUGAGAGCAGACGAGGUUCUCGAGGAACAAUCGGUUUCUAAGUGAUGGCGGGCUCAGAUAGCUCGUGGUUGUCGGUCCUUGACGCCUGCAACCUGCAAUCAAUCUUAGCUUUUAAUAGUUUUUCGUGUUAGCGAUCUUGGAAGAACGACGAGUCAGAUAGAAAUUGAAGUAAGAUCAUUAGCAUAAUGUAUACGUAUGAUAGCGAUGGAAAUAUUUCCUUCGCAUCUUUAAUUAAUUAAUACGAUCAGGUUACACAGCUCAGUAUUCGCUUACGUUUUUAUCGCUGGACGACUGUUAAACCUUCCACGCCGCGGGUUUUCUUCCUUUCGGCGAUUCGAUUCUUGCUUCUCAACUCUCUAUUUCGCCGAUCCAUCUGUUUGUCGCAGAUCGGCACGAAUGACGCGACGUAACGACAGUUACACGGUACAGUGAAAUUCCUUCGUCGACAUUUAGGCUCGCAGCAGACAUUUUACGUCUUUCGAACGACAGAGAAAUGGAAUUGUUCGGUUUUACGAAAGAAGAAUACAUACGUAUGUUGUUCGAGACGGAAUUUCUUCGGCAAGGGAAUAAGUGUUCAAUGGCUUCAUAGAGUCGUCGGUGCCAGGAAAGUCAGAAUUUCUUGGGCUUAUAGACGUAAGCGUAUAAACACAUAGAAAUAUAAAUCUAAAAAAGUAAAUGUGUAAAGAUAUAAACGAAUAAAAAGACAGAAGGAUAAAUCUGGAAUAUAAAAUAUUCCAGAUUUAUAAUAUAGCGUAAGAAGAAAUUCCGAAAUGACGUAUACAAUUUUGUAAACUCCGAUUUCCCGUAAAUCGCUCGUCUGCACCGAGCCUAAGUCGACUGAGAUAUCUUUUCCUCUUGUUUUCUUGCGACGGUAAAGACUUGUCGACGACCAAAGCCGUAACACGCACAUGCACGCACACAGGCCCCUUCAAUAAUAUUAAUAACCUUGAAAUAUAUUAGACAAGUCCCAUAUGAGAAACACGCCAAAGAUCGUUAUUCGACUGUCGUUUCACGUCGGUGAACGCAUAAUUUGCUGUAAGCGCAAUAUUACACGUUGCCUUGUUCCAGUUUUCGAACACAUACCCAAGCAAUAGCGUUGUGUAGGCCCGUUAGAUCGCUUUCUUCGAGCAGCAAGACACUAUAUACAUACGUAUGUACCUUUAGCAACGCGUUACGCAAUUGCUGGCACCGGAGCGUCUUGCAAAUAUAUCUGUUACGUUCACAACUUCUGCCAAGUAUUUUAAAAAAGCCUAGUAAGUAUCUUAAUAUAAUUCGAAACAUUUUAGUUCGCGAAACUUAUUUCUUGUUGGUUUUCAUCGGCGAUCGUAUUAAGUUAUAUGAAAUUAAAGUUAUUGUAUCAAGUUAAAGUGCGUGUGGAGGAUGAUUAGCCGUUUGGUUUAGAUGACGAGAGUACGAGAUAUUUAUAUAGAGUACUAAUUGGUAACUGAUACUAAUUCGUACGACUCACUCGCUUCUGGAGAACAUGGUCCAGUUAUACUGGUCGACGGAGUACUGGAAAAUACGAAAUUCGUCUUCGUUUAAGCGGUUACUCGUAACGGCGACGUUGUUUUGCUCGGAGUUUAUUUAUUAUCACAUUAUGUGUGUCCUAACGAUGUUGAUACUCCGAGGCAAGACAAUAACAUGCUUUGGAUUGUCCUUCAGCUCAUGCGCCGCUACAAAACUAUAUCAAGUUAAAGUUGUUGUAUUAAGUUAAAGCGUGUAAUUACUUAGGAAUUAUAACAUUUGAUAGUAAACGAUCAACAGAAUUUGAUCGUUGACACCGAGUGCAAUAUAAAAUAGGAAUUAUUCCGCGUGUUGUUGAAUUUAAGUCGUGCCCACCUUAUCAACGUUGUUUGAUCCCUUAAAGGAAAUAAUAUUAUCACGAUCACCUUUACCUGAUUGAUAAAGAAAACAGUUCAAUGUUCUACGAUUCGAUGUUCUUCGAUCUGUCUGCAUCUGAAGAACGUUUUGUGAAUAUUACGAGGAAAUCGGAAAUUUUUGCUUAGCACAAGAGUUAGUUUCCAAUAUCUUUCUCGGUCUUUUCUAUCUAUAAAUACCAAAAGAAUGUGAAAAGUGAGAUCUUUCUUUAUGACGUUAAUAUUUUUCAAGCAAUUCAAAUAUUUUAACAAAUUUUCUCAUUAUUUUCUGUUCGAAUUCACGUUGCGUGAAUUAUUGAUGGACAUCCUGAGCAAAUAUGCCAUAGAAAAUUGAGUUAGAUGUUCCAAGUGCAUAAAAUACGUAACUAUAUAGACAUGCUUUAAUUUAUCCACAAACAUACUUUCAUGUCCCAGCAUGUACGUGACAGAUAAUGUCACAUAAAGUAAUUAUCGUAGAUCUGUACAUUAGACGUCAGGCAGGAAUAUUUAUAUACCGGAAUAUAUUGAUUUUAGUUGUAUAAAAUAUACAAAAAAAUUGUAUAUUUUAUUAAAUUAUUUAAAGAUUAUGCUAUUGAAACGAACGUGUAAAUUAUAUUUUUAUGUUCUAUCCUGUCGGUCUGAUAUAUAUUACUCUCGCAUAUGAUCUACUAAUUAUUAAAUUAUAUGUACUACAUUUUUGUUGUAAAUAAUUUAUCAAUACGAUAGUUAUAAGUAUACAGUACGUAUCUAUGUAACAUAUCUUUGUCUCUUCCACGCAAUUCACCUUUAUUCCCCGAUAAUUACCUGCCACAAUCGUACUCGAACUACUUUAUAAUCACACUCGAAUUAUUCAAUAGGACGUCCAAUAAGUUUAUAUAUAUUGCUUUUUAUAACUGUAAAACUAGUUACAGAAUUUCUAGCAUAAAUGCAAGAAGUAUUUCUCAAGAAGUAUUAAAUCUAUAUUAUUCAACAAUUAUGCAGAAUAUUUAUGAAACAUAUACGACAGGUGCAAAAUUUAUUUUUAUCGUAUUAAUCGUAUUAAUGUAUUAAGUUUUGCACUCAUAUGAGAAUAGUACUAACUGAUAUGAAAUUUAAUAUACUUCGAGUCGAAUUGAUUUAAUGUAUUAAUUAAUCGAUGUGUAAAUAAUAGAUAUAAUGGUGUGCCAAUAUGUUUUACGAUCUUAUCUCUAUUACGAUUUUAUCUCUAUUAAGCGAUUACGAUUAUCAUUUAUUUAUGCUUAACAAUUAAGCGUUGCAGUUUAUUUUAUUUUAUGCUAUACUUUAAUUGUUCGUCGUUAGAUUGCGAAUAUUUGUGCGUUCGUUCUAAUAUCGAGUAUAAUUAUGGCAUUCUGAACAUAAUGUAGUGCUGCAACUGGGACAAUAAAUAGAUCUAGAAUUACUUUACACUGUUUGGUCUAUCGAACGAGCAAACGUUCUUAAAAAUAAUGAAAAGAAAUGUUGAACACUACCAUAUGCACUGGUUGAUACAACGCACGUAAUAAGAUUUACUUUUGUACACGUUUGACCACAAGUGAUAGAUCGAUGUUAUGAAAGUAAUAACGGUAAUCAAAAACUGCCUAAUUUUUGUUCAUAAAUAUAUAUUUCAAAAUAUAUAGUAAACUCAGAGAAAUGUUUGAAAAAUAAAUAUGGUUAAAAGGAUAAAUUGUAAUUUUGGAAGACAAAUAUACGUAAGUAAACAUUACUGUUAUCACUCGUGAAGUGUAAGAACGUUUCCUCGACGCGAUAACAUGAUUUGUUGUUAAACGGGACCAACGGGAAGUAAUAAAAGAAAAUAUAUGUACGUACGUACCUGUUACGUCGAUAUGUAAAAGGUUUGUUUCAAACUGUUUAUUUCCGUUCUUGAGACGCGCAACUCACUGUAAUAAAUAUAUAAAUGUACUAUACUAUACAUAAAUGUUGAAAGUAUCUAUGAAGAUAUCAUCGUUAUAACAAUGCCGAUACAAUAAACUAUAAAUGUGUGUAA
Messenger RNA from Bombus pyrosoma, 5394 nucleotides. It is a transcript of the gene Ddc, whose product is annotated as aromatic-L-amino-acid decarboxylase. Bases 157 to 1599 code for a protein of 480 amino acids. The record is from RefSeq and is a predicted model, not a curated record. Lineage: Eukaryota; Metazoa; Arthropoda; Insecta; Hymenoptera; Apidae. Gene Ontology annotation, molecular function: pyridoxal phosphate binding; aromatic-L-amino-acid decarboxylase activity. Gene Ontology annotation, biological process: amino acid metabolic process; catecholamine metabolic process; serotonin biosynthetic process. The transcript is spliced from 11 exons.